GCCUCAGUGGGUGGACAUAGAUAUCUCUGCUACUAAAGAGAUGAAGCCGUGUUUGGUACUUUUAGUCGCGCUAAGUCUUCAGGCAGCUGUGGCAGAAUGGUCGUACCAGACGUCCUGGUAUGAAAAGGCACGUCAGGACAAAGUUGCCCGCGGAACUGUUUGGCCCCAGCCGAGGUCCAUAGAUACCACGUCCGUAAGAUACUACCUCGACCCUCGUAACUUCAGGCUUGAGGCGGACUCUAGCUCUGCUGCAGUGAGUGAUCCCGAGUGCAAGGAAGUUGUGGAUCAUGCCUUGAGUAGGUAUGGUGAGUUGCUGUUCUGGAUCCCUGAAGAAGACAGGGCCGGUGUGGACGGAGACGAGACUCUGGACAAGCUGGUGCUGACCGUCACAAGCGGCUGCACCAGAUAUCCUAGUCUGGAGUCGGACGAGUCAUACUCGAUUUUGGUAAGUUCUGACGGAGCAACGCUUCGGGCCCAAACCGCAUGGGGCGCUCUCAGGGGGCUGGAAACAUUCAGCCAACUGAUAUACGGAGAGAACGGCAAGCAUGUUGUCAACGGGACGAGUAUCAGUGAUUCUCCCAGGUUUCCACACAGAGGCAUCAUGAUAGACACAGCCAGGCACUACCUCCCUCUGCCGUUUAUUCUGCACCACCUGGACGCCAUGGCUUACAACAAGAUGAAUGUGCUCCACUGGCACAUUGUGGACGAUCAGGCCUUUCCCUUCCAAAGUACCACUUUUCCAGAUCUCAGCGGAAAGGGUGCAUACACUAGGAAGCACGUCUACACACCAGAUGACGUCAGCCAAGUCAUUGAGUUUGCGCGCCUGCGCGGAAUCAGGGUCAUCCCAGAAUUUGAUUCCCCUGGUCACAUGAUGUCUUGGGGUCAAGGUCAUCCGGAAAUUCUGACCAGGUGCUACCCUACGAGUUUCCAACCAGACAUCUAUUAUCUUGGCCCAGCCAACCCAGCCCGGGAAACUACAUACACCUUCAUGAGGAAGCUGUUCGAGGAGAUCCGAGAGCUUUUCGCGGACGAAUAUUUCCAUGUGGGCGGUGAUGAGGCCCGCUUCCAAUGCUGGAAGAUAAAAGAAGCAUUCCACAUCCGGUUGGAAGGUGCGAAGCUGAACCGCAACGAUGGCUGGGAGCUACCCAAGUCCUACUUACCCCUACUCCGCAAGGAGGCAGAUGGAGGGGAAGAAGAUCCACGGACUGAGGCACAGAAGCAACUCGUCAUUGGUGGAGAAGCUUGCCUAUGGGCUGAAUGGGUAGACUCUACAAAUUUUAUUCCUCGGAUGUGGCCCCGUGCUAGUGCUGUAGCGGAGCGGCUGUGGAGCCCACAGGACGUGGCAGACAGUGAAGCAGCGUCACCUAGGAUGGAGGAGCAGAGGUGCAGGAUGGUCAGGCGAGGCAUCCCUGCCCAACCCCAGGGACCCAGCUACUGUGAGUACGAGUGGAACAUCCUCAGCCAGCUUCCCAACUACCGUCCAGUCAUCACCUCAUCCGGACCUCGUGUGACGGAAGGACUGUUUCACAUCAUGUUCCUCAACGCAUUGGUCCUGGCAGUGGUCAAGUGUUUGGCCUAG
Molecule: messenger RNA, 1579 nt
Organism: Branchiostoma floridae (Florida lancelet)
Lineage: Eukaryota; Metazoa; Chordata; Leptocardii; Amphioxiformes; Branchiostomatidae
Product: beta-hexosaminidase subunit beta-like
Exons: 11
Coding region: 41-1579 (512 amino acids)
Biological process (GO): glycosaminoglycan metabolic process; ganglioside catabolic process; carbohydrate metabolic process
Cellular component (GO): membrane
Molecular function (GO): beta-N-acetylhexosaminidase activity
Source: RefSeq, a predicted model, not a curated record